AUGGAAGAGGAGGCCUUGCUUGGACUGGGGGACCCCGGCUUUGGGGCUCCCCUCAGCCCUGGAGUGGCGGUGCCCAGGCCAGGCUACCCAGAGGUGCCUCCACCAGUGUACCACUGGGCGGAGAUGCGCGCCAAGAUGCGCCUCCUGGGCUUCAAGGGGGACGCCGUGAAGCCGCUGAACGAGGACGCGGCGGCCGAGCUGGGCGCGGAGCUGCUGGGCGAGCUCACCAUCUUCGUGGUGGCCUGCAGCUGCCUGAUGCUGGAGUACUGGCGCCAGCAGGCCAACCACCGGCGCAAGGUGACCGAGCGGCGCGCCGCCUGGAGCUCGCUGCGGGACGAGGUGGACCACCUGGGGCUGGCGCUCGAGGCGCUGCGGGAUCAGCUGCAGGCGCUGCCGCCGCCGCCCGCGCCCGGCUCGCUGGAGGAGCUGCAGGCGCAGAUGCGCGACGUGCGCGCCCAGCUCCGCGCCCUGAGCGCGCCGUCGGCGCCGCAGGCUGCACCCAAGCCGGAGGAGUAG
This is a messenger RNA of Talpa occidentalis (Iberian mole), 516 nucleotides long. Its product is annotated as optic atrophy 3 protein homolog. Lineage: Eukaryota; Metazoa; Chordata; Mammalia; Eulipotyphla; Talpidae. The record is from RefSeq and is a predicted model, not a curated record. The transcript has 2 exons. Gene Ontology annotation, cellular component: mitochondrion. Bases 1 to 516 code for a protein of 171 amino acids. Gene Ontology annotation, biological process: regulation of lipid metabolic process.